AUGUUCAAUAUAAAAAUAGUAGCGCACCACAUCAAUCAAAAGCCGUUGAAAUAUAUCCGGCCAGCUAUGGUUAUAGUACUGCUGCUGGGCCAAGUUCAAGGAAUCAAUCUCAAUCAUCUUCCUAUAGUACUGAAAACAAUUCUUUGCAGAGAAACCAAUCUUUGGCUUAGGCUUGACGCGUCUCGUGUACAUAGCGCGGAGGUGCGGCGGCGGUGCGGUUUCGGCGCGGAGGCGGCACCGUGUACUCACGGCCUAAUACUAUUAGAGACCGAACUGCAGUCAGUCAGCGUUGAGGAUCUGUCGUGUGAAGUGGGGCCACCAUGCAGCUUGGUACUUUCAGAUGGCACGGUAUUUACAGGCAAAAGCUUUGGAGCUCGGUUGCCCGUGGAAGGAGAAGUUGUAUUCCAGACGGGUAUGGUGGGAUAUCCGGAGUCCUUGACAGAUCCAUCUUAUCACGCGCAGCUCUUAGUGUUAACGUAUCCACUAGUUGGCAACUACGGAGUACCCGAUGAAGAGGAAAUCGACGAACAUGGAAUACCUAAAUGGUUUGAGUCUAACCGUAUUUGGGCUGCCGGACUGAUCGUCGGUGAAGUCAGCACUCGAGCAUGUCACUGGCGUGCCAAACGCUCGCUAGGAGCAUGGCUAUCCGCCAAUGGCGUGCCAGGGUUGUGUGACAUUGACACUAGGGCUUUGACCAUCCGUCUUCGCGAAGGCGUUACACUUGGCCGCAUUGUGCAGGGAGUACCACCUUUUGGUCCACUGCCACCAAUAAAAGAUCCCAACGCGCGUAACUUGGUCGCCGAAGUGUCGGUAAAGGAGCCGAAAAUAUAUAAUCCCAAUGGUACAGUUACUAUAAUGGCUGUAGAUUGUGGUUUGAAAUAUAACCAAAUCCGGUGUUUGAUAACGAGAAAUGCUAAGGUGGUAUUAGUUCCAUGGGAUCACGACUUAAACCCAAAUCAAUACGAUGGUUUGUUCAUUAGCAAUGGUCCUGGUGACCCAGUUAUGUUGAAAAAAGUUGUAAACAACAUACGUGCAGUGAUUGAAGAUAAAGUGAAUGUAAAACCGGUUUUCGGAAUAUGUCUCGGACAUCAAUUACUAUCUACUGCAGCUGGCUGUAAAACUUAUAAAAUGAGUUACGGUAAUAGAGGCCACAAUUUACCAUGUACCCAUAGUGGCACAGGGCGAUGUUUUAUGACAUCCCAGAAUCACGGAUUUGCUGUUGGCACUGAUACACUACCAAACGACUGGAAAGUUCUGUUCACUAAUGAAAAUGAUAAAACAAAUGAAGGCAUUAUACACAAAACAUCUCCAUUCUUCAGUGUGCAGUUUCACCCAGAACACACAGCUGGGCCAACGGACCUAGAAUGUCUUUUUGAUAUAUUUAUGAAUACAGUCAAAUCUUACAAAGCCGAAAAGCCUUGUGUCGUUGAUGAUAUUAUUACAGAGAAACUUAAAUUUGUACCAACCAUACAUGAAAGACCGAAGAAAGUGCUUAUUCUAGGCUCUGGGGGAUUGUCUAUUGGUCAGGCUGGUGAGUUUGAUUACUCUGGAUCUCAAGCUGUCAAAGCUUUACAAGAAGAAAAAAUUCAGACAGUCCUGAUAAAUCCGAAUAUUGCUACUGUUCAAACAUCUAAAGGAUUAGCAGACAAAGUUUAUUUUUUGCCGAUCACUCCGGAAUAUGUUGAACAAGUUAUAAAAGCAGAACGCCCUACUGGUGUCUUAUUGACAUUUGGUGGUCAAACCGCUCUAAACUGUGGAGUGCAAUUAGAAAAAUCUAAAGUAUUCGAAAAAUACAAUGUAAACGUGUUAGGAACUCCUAUUCAAUCAAUUGUUGACACAGAAGAUCGUAAAAUAUUUGCUGAAAAAAUUAACGCAAUAGGAGAAAAAGUUGCUCCUAGCGCUGCUGUUAAUUCAGUCGAUGAAGCACUUGUAGCUGCCGGGCAAAUCGGUUACCCAGUAAUGGCUCGUUCUGCAUUUUCGUUGGGGGGUUUAGGUUCUGGUUUUGCUAAUAACGAAGAAGAACUUAGGAUACUUGCUCAUCAAGCUCUGUCCCACUCUGAUCAACUUAUAAUCGAUAAAUCUUUAAAAGGCUGGAAGGAAGUGGAAUAUGAGGUUGUUAGAGAUGCAUUCAAUAACUGUAUUACAGUUUGUAAUAUGGAAAAUGUAGAUCCCUUAGGGAUUCAUACUGGAGAAUCUAUUGUGGUUGCCCCAAGUCAAACACUUUCAAAUAGAGAAUAUUACAUGUUACGAAACACAGCUAUCAAAGUAAUUCAACAUUUUGGGAUUGUUGGAGAAUGUAACAUUCAGUACGCCUUAAACCCAAAUUCGGAAGAAUUCUACAUAAUUGAGGUAAAUGCGAGACUAUCCAGAAGUUCCGCUUUAGCUAGUAAAGCUACAGGCUAUCCAUUGGCAUAUGUUGCUGCUAAACUCUCACUAGGAAUUCCUUUGCCUGCUAUUAAAAAUUCGGUUACUACUGUUACUACUGCUUGUUUUGAACCCAGUCUCGAUUAUUGCGUUGUCAAAAUUCCAAGAUGGGAUUUGGCUAAGUUUACGAGAGUAAGUACGAAAAUUGGCAGUUCUAUGAAAAGUGUUGGAGAAGUUAUGUCAAUAGGGAGAAACUUUGAAGAAGCUUUUCAGAAAGCGUUGAGAAUGGUUGAUGAAAAUGUUAAGGGUUUUGACCCAAACAUUAAAAAAGUAAACGAAGGUGAAUUAAGUGAACCAACCGAUAAGCGAAUGUUUGUCUUAGCUGCAGCUUUAAAAGACGGAUAUACAGUAGAAAGACUAUAUGAAUUAACUAAAAUAGAUAAAUGGUUUUUAGAAAAGUUUAAAAAUAUCAUCGAUUAUUAUAAUAUAUUAGAAACAGUAAAAGGUUCCAUACCAUUUCAUAUUUUGAAAAAAGUAAAGCAAAUUGGAUUUUCUGAUAAACAGAUAGCUGCUGCAGUUAAAAGCACUGAAGUUGCUGUCCGAAAAUUAAGAGAAGAGUACAAAAUUACUCCAUCCGUGAAACAAAUUGAUACUGUAGCAGCUGAAUGGCCAGCAUCAACUAACUACCUGUAUCUUACUUAUAAUGGUAGCACGCAUGACUUAGAGUUUCCUGGCGGAUUUAUCAUGGUCUUGGGUUCCGGAGUCUAUCGCAUAGGAAGUUCGGUUGAAUUUGAUUGGUGUGCAGUAGGAUGUUUAAGAGAGCUUAGAAAUCAAGGCAAAAAGACAAUUAUGAUAAAUUACAAUCCUGAAACAGUCAGUACCGAUUAUGAUAUGAGUAACCGUCUGUAUUUCGAAGAAAUUUCUUUUGAAGUUGUUAUGGAUAUAUAUAAUAUAGAACAUCCUGAUGGAGUAAUUUUAUCUAUGGGAGGACAACUACCGAAUAACAUUGCUAUGGAUUUGCAUAGACAACAGGCCAUUAUUCUUGGCACUUCACCCGAUAUGAUUGAUAAUGCUGAAAACAGAUUUAAGUUUUCAAGAAUGUUAGAUCGCAAGGGUAUAAUGCAACCAAGAUGGAAAGAGCUCACCGAUUUAGACUCAGCUAUUGCAUUUUGUGAGGAGGUUGGAUAUCCAUGUCUCGUUCGACCAUCAUAUGUUUUAAGUGGAGCAGCUAUGAACGUAGCUAAUUCAAACCAGGAUUUAGAAACUUAUUUGAAAUCAGCUAGUCAAGUUAGUAAAGACUAUCCCGUAGUCAUAUCUAAAUUCAUAACAGAUGCUAAAGAGAUUGAUGUAGAUGUCGUAGCUGCAGAGGGUAUAAUAUUUUGUAUGGCAGUGUCAGAACAUGUCGAAAAUGCUGGCGUACAUUCGGGUGAUGCAACAUUAGUUACUCCUCCACAAGAUAUCAAUAACAAAACAUUGGAUAAAAUUAAAGAAAUUGCCAGUAUUAUAGCCGAAACACUAGAUGUCACAGGUCCAUUCAACAUGCAAUUAAUCGCAAAAGAUAAUGACCUCAAAGUAAUCGAAUGUAACGUCAGAGUAUCAAGGUCCUUCCCAUUCGUAUCCAAGACUCUAGAUCAUGAUUUUGUAGCAAUGGCCACAAAAAUAAUAUUAGGAAUACCAGUAGAACCCGUUAAUGUGAUGACAGGCUGUGGAAAAGUAGGUGUGAAAGUACCCCAGUUUUCAUUCUCUAGACUGGCAGGUGCUGAUGUCACUUUAGGAGUAGAAAUGGCGUCCACUGGUGAGGUAGCUUGUUUUGGUGAAAAUCGUUAUGAGGCCUAUUUAAAAUCCUUAAUGAGCACGGGCUUCAGAAUACCAAAAAAAGCCAUUUUACUGUCUGUAGGAACAUUCAAGCAUAAAAUGGAAUUACUCCCUAGUGUAAGAGCAUUACACAGAAUGGGUUAUAAACUGUAUGCCAGUAUGGGAACUGGCGACUUCUAUGCGGAACAUGGAGUUGAAAUUGAAAGUGUUCAAUGGACAUUCGAUCACAUUGGCGACCCUGAGGACGUGCGUUCAGAUGGCGAACUGAUGCACUUGGCCGAUUUCAUGGCAAGACGUGAAUUAGAUUUAGUUAUAAAUCUCCCAAUGAGAGGCGGCUCACGUCGAGUUUCUGCAUUUAGUACACACGGAUACCGCACACGUCGCCUAGCUGUAGAUUAUGCUGUACCUUUAGUAACGGAUGUCAAAUGUGCUAAGCUUUUAGUUCAGGCUAUGACAAAGUGUGGUGGCGCACCAGUAAUGAAGACACACACAGAUUGUAUGACAUCUCGAAACAUUCUAAAGUUGCCUGGUUUCAUUGACGUACACGUACAUGUACGAGAACCCGGUGCUACUUAUAAAGAGGACUUUUCAUCGUGCACUGCUGCUGCCCUUGCUGGUGGCAUAACUAUGAUAUUAGCUAUGCCAAACACAAAUCCUCCCGUGGUAGAUCGUUCAUCAUAUGAUUACGCAUCUGCAUUAGCUCGUGUUAGUGCUAGAUGUGACUACGCCUUAUAUAUGGGAGCUGCAACAACUAACACAGACACAGUUGCUGAAAUGGCUCCACAAGCAGCAGCUUUGAAAAUGUAUCUCAAUCAAACAUUCACAACUCUGACAAUGGAUGAUAUGACAGUGUGGCAAAAACAUCUUCAAAACUGGCCAAAAAAAAUGCCUGUGUGUGCCCAUGCUGAACGGGAGAAAACUGGAGCCGUUAUUUUGAUGGCAUCUUUACUAGACAGACCUAUCCAUAUUUGUCAUGUGGCUAGAAAAGAAGAAAUUCUUAUAAUCAAAUCUGCCAAAGAGAGAGGGCUAAAAGUUACUUGCGAAGUGUGCCCUCAACAUUUAUUUUUGAGUACAGCAGAUAUACCCCAUUUAGGUGAAGGUAGAGCCGAAGUGCGACCAGUGCUAUGCAGCCCAGAAGAUCAAGCUGAAUUAUGGAAAAAUAUUGAUGUUAUAGACGUAUUUGCCACUGAUCAUGCUCCGCACUCCGUUGAGGAAAAAAAUUCAGAAAAACCACCUCCUGGUUUUCCUGGAUUAGAAACAAUUUUACCGCUUCUUCUCAAUGCUGUACACAAGGGACGUUUAACUAUAGAAGAUCUCAUAAAUAAAUUCCAUCGAAACCCUAGAAAGAUCUUUAACCUACCAGAGCAACCAAAUACUUAUGUGGAAGUAGAUAUGGACUAUGAAUGGACAAUCCCACAAGCUAUGGAAUUUACUAAAUCAAAGUGGACUCCAUUUGCGGGCAUGCAAGUUUGUGGUGCAGUACACCGAGUCACGCUUCGUGGUGAAAUAGCUUACGUCGAAGGGCAAGUUCUCGUGCCUCCAGGCUUUGGUCAAAAUAUUCGUGAUUGGCCAGUUCCUAAGAAACAAACCCAUCCGCUUAUUGAUAAAAUUGAAAAAGAGUACAGCCGGCCAAAUUCUGCACUUGACGUUUAUAUGUCUGGUGAUUUAAGUAGGCUGAGCGAUAUUGACUUAGAUCAAAUGGACAAUAAACCUGAAAGUCAAACUAAGCCUAACGUCCAUUUCAGCGAAAUUGCCGCCAUGAGAUGUCUGUCUCCGUUACCACCACAACACACUAGGCAAAGAUGUGACAGCACAUCCAACAAUCCACCUGCUAUUUCAGUCGCUCAACGUCAACGAAGUGAAAUAUAUGGCAAAAGUAUUCUUACAGUGGACUCUUUUAGUAAAGACAUCCUGAAUGAUAUAUUUAACCUUGCUCAGUUCAUGAAGAUAAGCGUGAAUAAAGGCCGAUUUUUAGAUGAUAUCUUACGUGGCAAAAUUAUGUCUUCAAUAUUUUAUGAGGUUAGUACACGAACCAGUUGCAGUUUUGCAGCAGCAAUGCAAAGAUUAGGAGGUUCUGUUAUUCACACGGAUGCGACAAGUUCAUCUGCUAAAAAAGGCGAGACGUUGGAAGAUAGUGUUUCAGUAAUGGCCAGCUACGCUGAUGUAGUAGUACUACGUCAUCCAGAACCUGGAGCUGUUGCUCGUGUAGCACGAGUGAGUCGCAAACCUAUAAUAAAUGCAGGCGAUGGAAUAGGGGAGCAUCCUACACAAGCGUUGCUCGACGUUUUCACAAUUAGAGAAGAAAUUGGUACAGUUAAUGGAUUAACUAUAACGAUGGUUGGAGAUUUGAAGAACGGACGGACUGUACACUCCUUAGCACGACUUCUUACUCUGUACCAAGUACAACUACAGUACGUAAGCCCUCCUGGUUUGGGUAUGCCGAAGCACAUAACAGAUUAUAUAGCCUCGAAAGGAAUAACUCAGAGAGUAUAUGAACGGCUGGAAGAUGUACUUGGUGAAAGCCAUGUCUUAUACAUGACGAGAAUACAACGCGAAAGAUUCCAAAGCCAGGAAGAAUAUGAAAAGACACGGGGCUUAUUAGUGGUUUCGCCUCAGUUGAUGACACGUGCUCGAAGACGUAUGAUAGUUAUGCACCCGCUGCCGCGUGUUGAUGAAAUCUCGCCAGACUUCGAUUCGGACCCUAGAGCCGCAUAUUUCAGACAGGCCGAAUACGGUAUGUACGUGCGCAUGGCUUUACUUUCCAUGGUCGCAGGAGUCAAUCCUCUUACGUAA
This is a messenger RNA of Arctia plantaginis, 6972 nucleotides long. The record is from the annotation of a GenBank genome assembly. Lineage: Eukaryota; Metazoa; Arthropoda; Insecta; Lepidoptera; Erebidae.